Molecule: messenger RNA, 2325 nt
Organism: Penicillium digitatum Pd1
Lineage: Eukaryota; Fungi; Ascomycota; Eurotiomycetes; Eurotiales; Aspergillaceae
Source: RefSeq, a predicted model, not a curated record
AUGUCGCCUGAUAGGUUCAUUCCAAAGCGAGACUUUGUGGAGCUAACAUCAACAACCUUUCGUGUGGCCAAGCAUCCGCAGCGUCUUUCGCCUCAAGAGAGAGUACUUCGACGACUUCCGCCUGGAGAUGAUCCAUUUCUACCCCCAAUCCUACGUAGGGCUUAUGCUACCAACAGACCCCAGCAGCCAACUCGACUCCAGCAGAUCCCACGUCAACGGCCUCGUCUAGUCACUGAAGGUAACCUCACAGGCAACAACGCUGCACAUGAAUCUUUGAGACAGGUCAGCUCUGGUGCAGUCUGGAACGUGGGUGGUUCUUCUGCAGUCCGCGAUAGUUCCCUCAUUGCGGCUUCCGAUGAUACGCCGAGCACUUCGAGCAAUGGAUCAUCAAUUGCCCCGGUUUUCGUGGCUCGGUUUUUACCCAAAAAACCAAAAUACAGUGAACAAGAAAUCCAUGAGUUGAGGCUUGCGCUUGCUUUAGGAAUUGAUCCGACCACUAGACAGCUAGGUACUAGCUAUCUGCGGUAUCUAGAUGCUCCCCUCAAUCCAACAUCUCCAGACUUUGAGCGCCUCUCCCCAUUUGAAUGGAAGGACAGUGCUUGGAAGAAAGUUGAAAAGGAACGUUUCUUCUCCGGGGCAUCAGUUGACUCGGAUUGUUUCCCAGGGCCCACACCUCCUGUCAGAAAAGACGUUGUUCCACCGAAGCCUUUUCGAAUUCUUGAUGCUCCCUUCCUUCGGGACGAUUUUUACUGCAGCACUCUUGCAUACUCAACAACAUCUGGGAUACUAGCUGUGGGCCUGGGUCAUCAAGUAUAUCUCUGGUCGGAAGGCCAUGGAGUGGACUAUCCCCCCUUUCCAGAUCUGCACCCUUCAAAUUAUGUGACCUCCCUGUCGUUUUCUUCCGAGGAUGGCGAGCGAAGCAUUCUUGCAGUGGCACGGCGGUCUGGCCAAUUGUCUCUAUGGAGCACAUUGGAGAAGCAAACCCGGUUUGAGAUCAGCCAUCCCAGUACCCUUACAUGCGUGGCAUUCAAGCCGAGAACUUCACGGCGCCUUUCAGAACGGUUCAUGUAUGUGUUAGUCGACGUGGAAGAGAUCGUUGUCGGCGAUGACUUUGGAAAUAUCUGGUACUACUCGGUCGAGUGGUCUGACAAAGAAAACCAAGCUAGGUGUAAAUGGAACGGGUCCAUGACGCUUCUUGCCAAGAUCUCUGCACACACGCAACAAAUCUGUGGACUGGCAUGGUCACCCGAUGACAAGUACCUUGCCACGGGUGGUAAUGACAACACCUGUCUUCUCUUUGAACUGGCCGAGAUUGUUCCACCACAGAAUUUUAAUAAUGCGGUUUCUCUCAUUACUCCCCCGGAUUCCCCUAGCAGUUUCAGUCUCGGUAUAUUUCCAUACCUUGCUCUCGGUACCGCAAGAAGACGAGUGUUUCUUAAACGACCUGCGCUCCCAUCAUGGCUUGCGACUCCGAUCAAGACUCCAAUUAGGGCCCCGACUGCCGCUGCGCUUUUAAACCACGCAGGUACUCUGCUUUCCGGCGGUGGCCGAACGAUUCUGGUCCCAUACGGCCGUCAGAAGCAUCGUCUGGUGCACUCCGCUGCGGUCAAAGCGAUUGCAUUUGCACCAUGGCAGUCAUCUCUGCUCGCUACAGGGGGAGGUACCAAUGACAGAGCUAUACACUUCUAUCACACCCGGAGCGGAGCCUGUCUCGCAACCAUCAAUGUCUUUGCGCAGGUGACCAGUCUUAUAUGGAGCGAAACUCGACGCGAGAUCGCCGCUACUUUCGGCUAUGCACAGCCAGAUCACCCGUUUCGAAUCGCCGUCUUUGCCUGGCCCAGCUGCGCACAGGUGGCCGUUAUUCCGUGGGGGCCAUAUGGAACCUCCUGGGAUGGCCCUGACACGCGAAUCAGCAACUUUGACUGCGGAAGAGCACUGUGGGCAGUACGAUAUCCAGGGAAAGUCCCUCAUUUCUCGGGCGUCCGCUCUAGUAGACCGGACAGUCAAUCAUCUUCACCUUCAUCCUCGUCAAGCCAGACUCGGUCUGCAGAGCGAGGAUCCUCCACCCGUGGGCGCGAGGUCAGCAACCGCAAAGUGGGUGCUCGGAUGGUCGCUCCCAAGGAGAAAGAAGGUGGAAUGUGGUGCGCCCGAACAAAGGAGGAGGGAUGCAUUAUUGUCGCGUCUAGUGAUCAAACUGUGAAGUUCCAUGAGGUCUGGACUGGAAGAAGGACAAGUAAUACCUCUGCCUGUGGACUUUUCGGCGGAAGCGACAUUCUUGAGGGCCUCGAAGGCAUUGAGAAGUCUGGCUGUGAAGUCAUUCGUUAG